Molecule: messenger RNA, 1384 nt
Organism: Eurytemora carolleeae
Lineage: Eukaryota; Metazoa; Arthropoda; Copepoda; Calanoida; Temoridae
Gene: Hcs
Product: biotin--protein ligase
Exons: 11
Coding region: 595-1332 (245 amino acids)
Biological process (GO): protein modification process
Cellular component (GO): cytoplasm
Molecular function (GO): biotin--[biotin carboxyl-carrier protein] ligase activity
Source: RefSeq, a predicted model, not a curated record
ACUCUAAACUUUCCAUUUCUAAAAAAAAGAUUUAAAAUUUUUACAUUUUCAUUUUUCAGGGAAAGAGUGAAUCCAUCAAAGUAUAUUGUGUAUCCUGUAUCCCAAGAAAACCUAGAAUUGAGCUCGUGGAGUUCUGGCUGUAAACUUCUCAUUUUGCAGGAAAAUUCGUCAGAUAGUUUUGUGACUGGAAUAGAUGAAUAUAGAAAUACUGGUGGUCAAGUUAUCAAAAUACACAAGUUAAAUAGUGUUACAAUAGGGAAAGCUUUACUGGAUGCUGAAAUAGAUGUUAUAGAUGAAUCUACGCCAAACCUAACCACAGUGUCAAACUCAAACGGAUUCUUUCAUAGUUUCUCUUCAGAGGAUUUCUUUCUUCACGAUCAAAUAAAGAAGAAACUUAAAAAUCAAACUCUCUCAAUAGGAAAAUUUGAUCUAAGAUUUGAUAAGGAUGACAGAGAAGUAAAAGAUAAUGACUCUACACUGAUUCUCCGUCCUGGGAACCAAGAUCCGUCAUUCCACUUUGAGCAAUACUCAUCCCAUCUUCAAACCAGAGAAAUUGGCAGAAACAUUUUUCAUUUCCAGCGAAUCAGUUCUACCAUGGAUAUUCUGGGUGGAGCAUCUCUUGUGCCUGGUCUGGUUGUGUUGGCUGAUCAGCAGACUCUAGGGCGUGGCCGGGGCGGGAACUUGUGGAUUAGUCCCCCAGGCUGCGCUAUGUUUUCUCUUCAGCUUCAAUUGAACCUAGUCUCUAAUAUGGGAGCUAAACCUUCUCUUAUUCAGCAUAUAGUUGGAUUAGCAGUUGCUGAAACCCUAAGAAGUUUUCAUAACCAAUUCGAGGUUCGACUGAAGUGGCCGAAUGAUAUUUAUUAUAAAGACCAGGUUAAGCUUGGAGGAGUGAUUGCUAACUCUAGUUUCCUGGGUUCAACUAUUAUUGUCAAUAUCGGAUGCGGAGUAAACCUGAAUAACCUGGAACCUACCAUCAGUGUAAACAACAUUCUCUCAGGGUUGGGUUCAGCUCCGAUCUCAAGAGAAGCUUAUCUCUCAGUGCUAUUCAACACCUUGGAGAACCUGAUAGAUUUGUACAACCAGGGGAACCAGGAUAUACUCUUUCAGAGAUAUUACAAGUAUUGGUUGCAUGAGAACCAGGAGAUCAAACUGGAAAUAGAACCGGAAAACAGUCAGAAUAAAUGCAGUAGAGUGGACAUUGUUAAAAUCGUCGGCCUGGACGAAUUUGGAUAUCUCCGUGUCAUGGAGGAAAACGGACACGAAUUUUCCGUCCAUGAUGACAGAAACAGUUUUGAUAUGACGAAAGGACUGAUCAGACCUAAAUUUUCUUGAUGAAUUUGGUGGUCGAUAUAUUUCUUGCAUUUAAUGUUUUUACAUUUUCAGA